AGAAUAUUGAAUCGGAGAGUUAUGAACUUAUGCAGUUGAAGCUAGCACAUAUAUUUGACAGUGAAACUUGCCUGGUGACAUAGGAUAACAGCACCAAGAUGGGGCUGUUUAGUCAACUAGGAUUACUACUACAAAAAAAUUUACUAUCUAGAAUAAGAAAUCCGGUGCUAUUAAUACUUGAAGUGCUAUGGCCGAUUGCACUUUUUAUGAUAAUUGCUGGUAUGAGGACAUCACUUCAGCCCACCCCAAAAACUUCAUGUACAUAUAACGAAAGAGCGCUACCGAAUGCCGGAGUGCUACCAUUUAUGCAGUCAUUCGUAUGCAACAUUAAAAGCACAUGCACAGACCCUGAUGCGGCAGUUGAUUCUAGUGGUACUGUCGAUGCACAAAAGGGGAAUAGGAUCACAGAAAUAUUCUCCCAGUUACAGCCUGUAGUAUCCAAGGGCGACAAGACUCUCACUAUAUUAAAGGAAUUACCAAACACAUUGGAUACAUUAGAAAAAGUAGUAGAUAUUAUAGACAAUACUACACAAUUAAUAGAACAAAACACAUUUGUAUUACGGUCAUUUUUCAAAGACCCUGACAAAGUGGUGACAUAUAUUUCUGAAGAUCUACGAAUACUUCCUGCAAGUUUAGUCAGUGAAUUAUUAAAUGCGACACUGAAUGUCACUCGGAUAUUUAAUCUCGCCAGUGGUAACGGGAAAGGCAUAGAGUUAAUAGAAAUUGUAUGCGACCCUGUCAGAUUUGGGGAGUUCUUUAUAUUUGAUGAUCCAACGAUAAGCGUGACACAAAUAUCACGGGAAUUAUGCAACAUUGAUAACAACCUCAUCCCAAAUAUAACAGCCCUCGUGCAACAGCAACUUGAUGUGGAUAAACUGAUCAACAUUGCUAUCCAGGUGUCUAAUGUUUUGGGAGAUGAAGAUGCAGCACAGAUAGUGAAAGACAUUGGUGAACUGAUCAAAUUAUUGGCUAAUACAGACACUGGAUUAAAAAUUGCUGACUACGAACAGUUAUUGAAUAUGGCUGAACUUUUCAAUGUGCUAUCUGGAUUUGUCGGAAACCUGGAAAGAUCACAAGUAUUCGAUGAUUUAAAUGUAUAUGCUGAUAUCAUAAUGAAGUUGGAUCCCUGGUUGGCACAAUGGUUUGGUGAUGACCCAGUGUGGGCAGGUAUUAAGCAAGGAUUGGAGUUUAUGCAGCAAAUUGUCAGCUGGACCUCCACAGCCUCAAAUAAUGUCAGAAAUGUGACAGUAUCUCUCGGGGAUAUCUUGAAAGAUGCAUCCCUAGAUGACCUAGCCAAUCAUACCCUAGGUGCAAGUGAGGUCCUAGCGAAAUCUACCCUCAACAUGGGAAAGUAUGUUGCAUUGAUGGCACGAGUGGCAACAUCUGGGGACAACAUUGGAGCAGUAGUAUGUAGCACAGCACCUGGAGAGGGUCUACUGGGGGUUUUAGACUCACCCCCUAAUAUGGAUAGGGCCCCUUUAGAGGACUUUAUAAAGGCUCUGUGUUCAGCUGAUAAUGAAACCCUUGAGAUGUUUUUGAAUCAGUUCAGUUACAAUCAGAUCACUAGCAUUAUUGAAAGCAUGAACUCACAGGCUAACAAUACCAUUGGUCUACCAUUGAACUUUACUGUAAUUCUCCAAGAUGCAAAAAAUAUUUUUGACUCAUUUUCAAAACUUGCGGAAGAGCUGCCACUCAGUGAGACAUUUAUCACCCAAAUCUGGAACAACAUUUUGGGCGUACUCAAUGGCAUCCCUCUUGGUUUGAACUCAACAAUGACAGUAGAUUCAACACUACAGACCAUACUUGACUCACUGGGUGGACUUCAAUUGGUUCUCCAAACUACUAAUGAUCCUACCACCAAUGUACUACUGAUUGUGGCUGACCAUUUUAUGGACACAUUAGAGAUUGCAACUUCUAUUAUUCCUGACAUCACUGGGUACAUCUACAGAUUGGUUACUGAGGAUGAUAAUGCCGGGCAACUGGUGUUUGACAUCUUGGAGUCUGGUCCAAAUGGAACACUGGCUGUCAUAAAGGCAUUGCUCGACCCUGAAGUUUUGGAGAGCAUAAUAGUUGAUCCAUCCCAACUCCAAGUCAAGCUCUGCAAUGAGACCUGGUUCUCAAUGUACGUAGAUGUCCCCGCAAGUAUGUUUGAUAACAUCAAGAGUAGUCUCUGUGACAACCUAGCCUUCCCAGCAAUAAUUGAGAAGAUACGUGCUGACGUGAGGGCUGAUGAUAUGAUAGCUUCUUUCAACAAAUUCCUUGAGGUUGCUAAUCUUGCACAAGUGAACAGCUCAGCCCUUCUGGGGCCAGAAUACUCCCAGAGGGCCAAUUUGGCUCGUCUCAUAGAGAGAGGACAGGAGCUGGGAAUGAGGCUGAGUACAAUAAAUGAUGGACAGGACUUACCAUGGGAAAACAUUCUGGUGAAAUUCAAUGAAACAGGAGAUUGGAAUGUAAUCGGUGAAGCUUUGAUGCAAGAGUUUCAGUUUAAUGCCAUAUCUGCAGUAAUUCAGAGCCUGGGCACACAGUACAUGGUAUCUGACCUGGGCAGGAUCACAAUGGGCAAUGAAUGGAUGAGAGCCCUCCAUGUUCUUGUCAAAGCUAUGAAUACUAACCUGGAUAUUCAGAGAGGCAUUGCAUCAGUUAACAGCCAAUAUGGCCGCCUUGUAUACUACAUUCAGGAAUAUGGAGCUGACAUUGUACAGAGUCUGUUUGAUGGUUACUCUGAAAAGCUUGCAUACUUAACACAGCAAGAUAAGAAUGUUUUUGAGAUCCUAUGCAGUUCUCAGGCUGAGGAGCUAUUCACAUUUCCCAAGAGAGUCCCAGUUAUGGAGAUCCAAUGGUUCAUGUGUAGUAUCCUCAAUGGAACACAGCUCCAGAUGGAGCUAUACGAGCAAACAUAUGUAGCUUGGACUAACAUGUUUCAACAGAUGGAAUUCAUUUUCAACCCUAAUUCAGCACUCCCUCCUCCCGAAGAUUUCCCCUGGGACGAAGCGAUAAGUGAUGGCAAAAGAUUUUACGAUUAUGUCUCAUCUGAACCACCUAAAGGAAUAUGGAAUACAUUUACCGAGUUAAACUUGACUGAGUUCAUAAAUGCUGUCUCAGGCGCACUUGCACCCAUGGCAAGUACACUUGCACCCAUGUUGAAUGGCACAAUGAUGACCCCAGCCAUGACCAGUGAAUUUUCAAACUGGGUAGAUGUGUUUGUACAGACAAUGUCUAGCAUUGACUUUGUAUUGGGGAACACACCAGGCUGGUAUGAGGCCAAACAAUACAUGGACCUCAUGAAUACAAUCAUGACAGACUGGAACCAAAUGAUGGCCAAAUGGGAUGAGUCUGGGCUACAAGUUAAGGAUGUGUUAGGUGAGGGAUCUGCUCUAUACUAUGUCAUAGAGAGCACUUUGGAUAUGGUCCCUGAGGCAAUGGAUGUGUUGAUGAAAGCCAUGAUACAACCGGAUCAGGUGAUGAACCAAUUAAUGACUGUGUCUCUAAGCGGUGGCACUCUCUGUGGGACCCUCAAGCUUAAAGAUAUGGUGACCUUUGAUGACCCCAAUGUUGCGGACAACAUCCAGGAUGCAUUCUGCUCCCUCUCAACCAAUGGAACUAAUUCAAUAAUGCAGACCUUAAUGGAAUCACCUCUAAUGAAAGAAAUCGUUAGGUUUUCUAUGGAUCCAACAUUCGAGAGAGUCCCACUAACCAAGGUUGACUUCAACAUGAUGGGAGCAAACAUUAAAGAAAUGCUCAACAACAUGAAUAAACUCGUUGAUAAGAUGUCCAAAUAUAGCAUGGAGGAUCUAGCCAAUAGCAUUAGUGAUGAGUUCCCUGGAUUGAGUAUGUCUGAACUUGAAGGAAAAAUGAUGAACAUUAUGCAAUCGAAUCCAGAUCUUGCAAGCAUUUCCAUUGCUGCUGGAAGUAGCCUUAUACCUUUGUUAGAGCAAGCAUUUGGCAGAGAAGGUUGGUGGAACAUGUACAAGGUGCAAGUCUACCAGAUGAACCUCUUACUCAAGUUUAUAAACUACCAGGUGAAAGCUCUAAAUGGUAAUUCAACACUGAACAUCUUGGAGUACAUCAACUCAAGUGAGCUAUACAGACUGUUGAGGCUACAAGCUCUGAGCCCUGACAUUGUUGAUACACUGCUACAUACAGUAGCCACCAUUAGCUCAAACCCAGCUGAAGCAACGAAGUGGCUAGAUACGAAUGCUCUGAUGAAUGUGUGCAGCAAUUCAACCGUAUUCGCACAUUUCUUCUCUAAGUCGCCUUCGUCCUCAGUAGACCAGAACACACUCUUUAGAGUUAUAUGUGAAAGUAUCACAGUUAAUGAGACCUUACUGUUAAGUGAACUUACCAACAACCUUGCAGGCUUUAAUGAAUAUUUCAAUUCUUUGAUGAAUCCACCUGCUAAUGUGGACCUUGCUGCUAUUUUACCAGACUUUACCAAAACAGUUGAUGAAUAUGUUCAGGCCAUUACCUCCCUAUCAACAAAGCCAUUCCAAAUUGAAUAUGGUCUUGAUGAUAAGUGGAUGAAUGAGACCGUUUGGAUGGCAAUCUUUAGCAGAUUCGCACAGUCUUUCCUGACCCAGAGUAUCAUCAGCACAAAUGCAACCACUGCUGACACAUUGGCAUCCCUGUUCAGCACCGGGACUGACCUACUACCAUAUUUGGAACCCAUGCUUGCUCCACUAUUGGAGACGCCUGGCGUUGCGGAGAACAUUCACCGCAUAGAUGCAAUAUUAGGAUUUUUAAUUCAAGAACUUUCAACAUUUAAAGGUGAACCCAAACGAUUGGCUGAGAUAUUGGCAGGGUACCCAGAGCUUAUGAAGUUUUUACGAUUAAUGGACCAUAUACCUGAUGUUGCAUAUGUCACAAUAAGAACAUUAGCAAUGGACCCCGGUGCAGUAACCAAACUCACCAGUAUACAGAGCAUUGAAGAGCUUUGCAGUAAAGACCUCACUACAAUCCUCAACAUACCCGAUUCUAUAGCUCAGAAUAUAACAGAACUCUUCAAUACAAUGUGCAGUCUGGACUUGAACAAAACGUUGACUGAAGCCACAGCAUUUAGCGGAGCUACAACCAUCAUUGAUUUGGUAAAUGCUGACUUUUCUGGGCGGGGACCUGUUGAUCUACAGGAGAUGAUAAACAAAGUGACAACCUUACAAGCCUUGCUUGAUGAGCUCAUACAAGGAGAGCUCCCUAUUGUCUUAGACCAGAUGUGGCUUGACCCGGCUGUGUGGACUAAAGUGAUUGAGUCCAUUAGUAGAGAUCUCCCAAAUGAGGAGACAGGAGUGUCAAUGUUAAGCUUGGCUGCCGUAGAAUCCAUCUUUCCUGUGUUAGAGCAGUUGCUUAGUAGCAUGCCAGAGUCAAGGGAUAUAUGGAGUAUGAUUAAACAACAGUUGUACCAGCAGAACCUGCUCAUGAAGUUUCUGAAUAAACAAAUCAAGGCUAUCACUAGUAAUUCCACAUUCAACAUCUUAGAGUACAUCAACUCUAAUGAGUUAUACAGAUUGGCCAGGAUACAAGCCAUCAGCCCAGACAUUGUUGAUACCCUGCUGCGCACCAUAGCUGCUAUCAGUUCAGAUCCAGCUGAAGCUGCUAAGUGGACAGAUACAAAUGCACUUAUGAGGGUUUGUGUCGACUCUGCAGUGUUUGACAAUUUCUUUGCUAAGGCUCCUUCAACCUCAGUCAACAGGACUACUUUAUAUAAGGUUGUAUGUGAAAGCACCAUGUUCAAUGAGACUGCAUUGCUGAUGGAGUUGAUGAACAAUCUAGAAGGAUUCAGAGAGUACUUUAAUGUUCUGACCAAUCCACCUGCGGAUGUAGAUGUCGCAAAGAUUUCUGAUUUUGGUAAGACGAUAGAUGAGUAUAUCAGUAUAUGGACAUCAUUUGCUGAGAGUCCUCUAAUGUUAGAGUAUGACCUCCAGUCCCAGUGGAUGAACCAAUCUGUAUGGUUAGCCAUCUUGAACAGGUUCACUCAAGCAUUUAUGCCUGCAGACAAUCAAAAUGCUACAAACAUUGUUGACAUAAUAUCUGAAGUGAGCGCAGGUGUAUUGCCCGCUUUACAACCUCUACUUGGCCCUCUAUUGGAGACCCCUGGUAUUAAAGAGAACAUCCACCUAGCAAAUGCAUUCAUUGAUAUGCUCCAUGCAGAUCUCACCAAAUAUAUAGCUGGAGGUGAAUCUAUUGAUGAGAUGGUCUCCAAAUACAGAGAAUUGCCCAAGUUAUUGAGGGUCCUGACUCACCUGCCCGAUGUAGUACAUGUGGUGCUACGUACAGCCAUAUUCAAACCAAAUGCUAUUUCCAGUAUAACAAGUUUAGAGCAACUUUGUACAACAGAGCCCUCAGUUCUGUUCAGUAUUCCAGACUCUAUUGUCCAGAAUAUAACAGAUCUGAUUGGCUCGUUAUGCACCUUGGAUUUCAACCAAGUUAUGAUAGAAGCGUCAGACUUCAGUGGGACUAAUGACUACAAUGCUUUGUUCAGUGCUAACUACACUGCUCUUGGACCUAUUAAUAUCCAAGAGAUGCUGGAUCGACUAUUGAGAUUGCAGCCAUUGGUUGAAAAAGUAAUGACGGGAGAAGUCUCUUUCAUUGCUAACCAGAUGUGGCUCGACCCGGCCAUGUGGAACAAAAUAUUUGAGUCUUUGAAUCAGGAUCUUUCUAAUCCUGCCUUUUUGGACAGUUUGAUGAGCAUAACAAACCAGUUGGAGACAGUAUUGACCAAUGUAUUGAGCGUGUCUGCUGGUAACAUGACAGAAAUGUAUUCAGGCAUAUUGGAGGCUCUGCUAGCUGCCUCCAAACUCACCGAGGGAUUAAUAGCUGACCCUGCAUACUUGAAUAGAUUGACUGAGCAAUUAAACUCAGGGGACCUCUCUGGUCUGAUGGUAGUGACGACACAACUGGAACAACUCCUGGCCACAUAUCUUGUUACACCAGACAUGGCAGAGGCAGACAGGUACAACUUUGCAGCCAUCCAAGUGAUGCUGUCAAUUGUCAGAGAAAACAUCCAACUGGUCAUACAAGGUAACCCACUGGGUUCAAUAGAAUUGUUCUACAAAGACUCUGUUGAGUUUAAGAAGCUGCUACAAGUACUGGAUUCAACCCCUGAAUUGCUGGGUGUCAUUAUGCAUACAUUAGUGGACCCACAAAAGGGUGGUAAGGUAUCGGCUAGAUUUCAGAACGCGAGUAUUGACUCUAUAUUCAUUGUACUAUGUGGGAUGACUGACCAGGACCUAGCUGAUUCAUUCGUCAUCCCAUUGGGCUACUCCAUUGAUAUGGUCAGCAUUAGGGACUUGUUUUGUUCUGUUAACUUCAAUGCAAUAGGAGGAGAGCUAGAGACAGCAUUCAACAAUGUGUUCAAUGGUGAUCCAGCAUUGAUGUCUCCACCAAACUCGACAACAUUUGUCAAUGAAUUGAACUCUGUCCAAACCUUGAUGACAAAGCUUAUAAGUCAGAGUAUGAAUGGCUCUCUCUCCACCACAGAGCUCCAACUGAUGGGGUUGUUUAAUACACAACGUUGGGCAGAGGUCUUCAAUCAGUUCUUCCAGAGCGUCAGUACGCCUGCACCAAUUGGACAGGAAUUUGACUUCACAAGUUUAUUAGCCUUACAAGGUGUGAUUGGAUUCCUCCCUCCUGAGAUUACGAACCCUUUGAACAAUGUCUUACACCCUCUGAACUUUGCAAUGGAUAUAGCUAUAGAGAAAAUCAUUGGACUUAACAAUUCAGCCAUACAAUUGAAGCAGUUAUUCAAGCAGUCCCCUGAGAUAACAAAACUUAUAAAACUUCUUGACAAGUCACCAGAAAUAACAGAGAUUUUACUGGGUUCUGUUAAUAAUCCAAAGUUUAUUGAGCUGCUAAGUGAACCCAAUGCUACUGUGGUCCUCGUGAAUAUCUGUUACAACCCCAUGUUCAACAUUGAUGAAUACCUAGUCGUCCCCGAGGGCAGGGGCAUUGACCUCACAGCACUCACUCAAGAGUUCUGCAAGGUUGAUAUCACCCAACUGGCUGUUGAAUUGGAUAAGGAGUUCAAGAUAUCAAUGUACAAUCCUUACAUAAUGGAAAAGAUGAGCCAACCUGUUAAUUUUACAGAGGUUGUUAUGAAAGCCAUAACCCUAGGCACCCUAACAGAACAGCUUAUACAGUCAGGUAUAGCUGGUGGAUUUGUAGUUGAACAGUGGAUGAAUGAGACAGCCUGGCUUUCAGUGCUUACCCAAUAUGCCAUGCAGCAGUCAGUUAACCCACUGGACACGAGUUUACAGGGUCUCGGUCUGGCACUUACUCCUUUUGUUGAAGAUCCAAUGUUAAAUCCAAUUGUGUCUUCGAUCGAAAUCCUUGUGAAAAAUAUGAAUGGAAUUCUGGGUAAUUGGCCAGGAAGGACACUCACACUGGAGGACGUAUUUGCUAAUGAGCCAGCAUGGCGGGAACGGGUCACAGCCGUGGCAGAAUUUUCCCCAGAUAUAUUGGAAACAAUCCUCACAGCACAGAUUAACAACCCAGGUGCUCUAUACAGUCUUGCUCUUGACCCUGAAGGAUUUAAGACAUUCUGCGACAAAAACUAUGACCUAGCAGAGAUCUUCAAACUUCCACCAAAUGUGAACAUCAGUAGGGUAAAAUUGUUGAUCUGCGAAACUAACGAGACUGUCAUCUGGAUGGAAGCAUUCGCUAAGAUCGGUGGUCUAGAGAUCAUGCAACUGCUUACAGCUCCUUCUGGAAGCCAAACGCCAACUGGAAAUCUUACUACCCUCCUGUAUCAUAUAGAUCAGUUUAAUAAGAUAUUCCAAAACUUAAUAUCAAAUCCGCCAAACUUUCAAGUACCAUUUAUUGAUGAGGCAGAAGUUUCACGGAUACUGCAGGAGUAUGUGGCCAAGUUGAAUCUGAUGCAGAUCAAUGAUAUAAGAAAAUACAUUCCAAUUAUUGAAUCGUUCUAUCAGGCGAUUGAACAAGAUGCCUUAUGGCAACAGGUGAAGCCCACCUACGAUGGUAUGAAAGUGGUCUUGGACUACGUGAAUGACAUGUUCAACAUGCUAUACAUCAACAGUGAAGAGAUAAAUGUAGCAAGGCUUUUCAAGAACUCUUCAAGGAUUGCUGUAAUAUUAGAAUCUGCUUUCAACCUUGGUCCUGAUGCUGUGAGUGCAUUGCUCGCUGCGACUUUUCUCAGACAAGAAAAGGCUGCUGAAUUAGCAUCUCUCAUGCCAGCGCAAGUGGAACAACUGCUCUGUAACGAGGCCAAGCUGAGAGAAUACUUCUUUUUGCCUCCCAGUUUUGACACAGGGGCUUUUACUGGUGCCUUGUGUGGAAUAAAUGAAACUGUCUUAGUUGAUGAAUUGGAACAGAAUUACGUACAGAACAUAAUGAUGCAGAUUAAUUCAGUCGUUUCAAAUCCUCCACCCAUGGACGUCCGUAGUUACCUAGAGACCAUGAUUAAACUCUAUGAAAACAUUGCUAAACUGUUCAACAUCAAAUCCAUCAAGUACAAUGACCAUGACAUUGCCAAGUUCUUUGAUGUUUCCAUGGAAGCAUUGAACAAUAGCAUGGUUGUACAAUAUUGGUACAAUGUUUUCCUCUCUCCAACUCUGGAUACAAACAUACUUGCAUCAAUACUGAAAUCACUCGAUGGUAUUCUGAUGUUAAGCCCUGAACUGCGUAAAAGUUUGGAAGGAGUAAACAUUGCAGCCGACAUCCUUAAAGGACGCCUAGAAGGAAUGACUGAAUUGACAUUGGAUAGUUUAUUAAGAAAUGCCACCUUGGUGAAGACCUAUUUGAGAGAUGUUGUAGGAGUAGCCCCUAAUGUUGUAGAGUCAUUGUUAGCAGUACAGUUAACCCCAGCUCAAGUAAAUCAGAUGGUGACAUAUCCUACUUACAUUGUGACCUUCUUGUGCCAAGAUCUCGCCUUACAAGGCGCCUCCUCUUCUGUGAGAGAUAAACUGUGCGCUAUAAACGCUGAUGAUAUUCUCAUUGAACUGCAAGCUGAAGUUGAUGUCACAGCGUUUAUUACAUUGGUACAGCCAGAUACAACAUUCACUGAACCAUUCAACUGGACCAAACUUGUGAUGAAUAUUCAAAUGUUUAGCACAGAAUUCCCACAAAUGUUGCAAGCCUUGCAACAGCCUACUUUUGAGAAGUUCUUCAAUAUGAAUCAGAACUUAACAGAUUGGCUUGCAGCUUGGGGCAACUUACAGCUACCUGGCAU
Molecule: messenger RNA, 10177 nt
Organism: Owenia fusiformis
Lineage: Eukaryota; Metazoa; Annelida; Polychaeta; Sabellida; Oweniidae
Source: the annotation of a GenBank genome assembly